GGAAGAUGGAAGAGAUCCUCAGGAAGCUGCAGAAGGAGGCGUCGGGUAACAAGUACAAAGCCAUCAAGGAGAGCUGCACCUGGGCCAGCGAAACUUUAGAAUCUUCAGAGGCUGCUACCAAGAUCCCUCCAUAUCAGCUCAGGGAGAAGUGUCUGCUUCCGCUCCAGCUUGCUUUGGAGAGCAAGAACGUGAAGCUGGCCCAGCAUGCUCUAGCAGGGAUGCAGAAACUGCUGUCUGAUGAGAGGUUUGUAACCAUGGCAGCAGACUCUGAUGACAAGCAGUUGCUUAAUCAGAUGCUGAAUGCAGUCAGAGUAACUCCCUCCCUCAACGAAGACCUGCAGGUAGAAGUGAUGAAGGUUCUGCUCUGUAUAACAUACACUCCUACAUUUGAGCUGAAUGGGAGUUCAGUGCUGAAGAUUGCUGAGGUUUGCAUUGAGACUUAUGUCUCCAGCUAUCAUCAGAGGAGUAUUAAUACAGCUGUCCGGGCAACCCUUAGCCAGAUGCUGAGUGACUUGACUUUACAGUUACGACAAAAACAAGAUGAAACAAUAACUGAAGGCCAAGCAAUUCUGCAAGGGUUCAAGAGCACAGAUUCUACAGUGGAGUCCCUUUGUGAUGAUGUUGUCUCUGUCUUCACGGUCCUUUGUGAAAAACUUCAGACAGUCAUCAGUGAGAAUCAGCAGUUGCAGCUUCUGUACCUGGAAUGCAUCCUCUCAAUGCUCAAUAGUUCCUCCCCUAGUAUGCACCACCACAAAGGAUUCACUGACCUCAUCUGGAAGCAACUGUGUCCAACGCUCAUAGUAAUUCUGGGAAAUCCAGUCCAUGAUAAAACCAUCACUUCUGCUCACAGCAGCAACUGUCUGGAGACUGAUUCUCCUUCCUCAGGAGUCUCUGAUCAUGGUCGAGGGUCUGGCUGUUCUUCAACUGCACCUGCCCUCAGUAGUCCUGUUGCCCGCACAAUCUAUUACAUUGCCGCGGAAUUAGUCCGGUUGGUGGGCUCAGUGGAAUCCAUGAAGCCAGUCCUGCAGUCUCUCUACCAUCGUAUGCUUCUAUAUCCCCCACCUCAGCACCGAGUUGAAGCUAUAAAGAUCAUGAAAGAGAUACUUGGUAGUCCUCAACGGCUCUGUGAUUUGGCUGGCCCCUGCUGCUUCUCUGAACCAGAAUCCAGAAAGAGAUCGGUUUCGAAAAGAAAGUCCCAUCUGGAUCUUCUCAAACUUAUCCUGGAUGGGAUGACUGAAGCGUGCAUCAAAGGUGGCAUUGAAGCUUGUUAUGCCUCGGUGUCUUGUGUCUGUGCCCUGCUUGGAACUUUAGAUGAGUUAAGUCAAGGGAAAGGCCUGGAUGAAGAGCAGAUUCAUCUACUUCUCCGACGCUUGGAAGAGUUAAAGGACGGGGCUGAAACAAGCAGAGAUUCCAUGGAGAUCAAUGAUGCUGAUUUUAGGUGGCAAAGACGUAUCCUGUCAUUGGAACAUGCGCCCUGGGAUGCAGGAAAUGAAAAGAGUCCUGACAUUAGCAUUAGUGUUACCACAGAUACCGGUCAAACUACUUUGGAGGGUGAUUUGGGCCAGACUACUCCAGAAGAUAAUUCUGAAAUUCGUAAAAAUUCAUUGCAGUCACCAGGUGGACAAGUGGGUAAAGCGAUUCAUUAUAAAGAGCCAGAAUCUGAAACAGUCGACCAGCCAGAUGUUGUUCAACGUAGCCAUGUGGUUGUUUAUCCAGAUAUAACUAAUUUUCUUUCAGUUGAUUGCAGAGCACGUUCCUGUGGAUCCAGGUACAGUGAGAGUAAUUUCAGUGUUGAUGACCAGGAUCUUUCUAGGACUGAAUUUGACUCCUGUGACCAAUAUUCCAUGGCAGCAGAGAAGGAUUCUGGGAGGUCAGAUGUCUCAGACAUAGGCUCAGACAACUGUUCAUUGGCUGAUGAAGAGCAGACCCCAAGAGACUGUCCAGGUCACAAAUCUUUACGAACUGCUGCCCUUUCUUUGAAACUGCUGAAGAACCAGGAAGCAGAUCAGCAUAGUGCCAGGUUAUUCAUCCAGUCCCUUGAAAUUCUUCUUCCUCGACUUAUAGCUCUUCCUAAUGUUGAAGAGGUGGAUUUGGCCCUUCAGAACUUUUCUUCAACUUUUUGUUCAGGUAUGAUGUGCUCUCCAGGAUUUGAAGGGAAUACUGGCUUCAGCUUCCAGACACUAAUGAAUGCAGACAGUCUUUACAUGGUUUCUCACUACACUCUUCUGCUCAACCUGAAGCUGUCCAAUGCAGACUACUACCGAAAGAAACCUGCACAGUGCCCUGUGUUAAUAAAGGAGUUUAUGAAGCAAGUCCAGUCCAGUGGAGUCUUGAUGGUAUUUUCUCAGGCUUGGGUUGAAGAACUUUACCAUCAGAUAUUGGAGAGAAAUCUUCUUGGAGAGGCUGGAUAUUGGGGAAGUCCAGAAGAACACAGUCUUCCACUCAUUACCAUGCUAACUGACAUUGAUGGCUUGGGAAGUAGUACGAUUGGUGGACAGCUGAUGGCUUCUGCAUCUACCCAGUCUCCUCUCAUCCAGGCCUGGAAGCCAGAUGAUGCAGUUGUGGCAGGUGUUGCUUUUGCCCGAUAUCUGCUAACUGGUUGUUGGAAAAAUUUGAUCGAUACCUUAUCGACCCCGUUGACUGGUCGUAUGGCAGGGAGCUCCAAAGGACUGGCAUUCAUUCUUGGAGCUGAAGGAGUCAAGGAGCAGAAUCAGAAGGAGAAAGAUGCCAUCUGCAUGAGCCUGGAUGGACUGAGGAAAGCAGCCCGGCUCAGCUGUGCUUUAGGGGUUGCUGCUAAUUGUGCAUCUGCCCUUGCUCAGAUGGCUGCUGCUUCAUGUGUCCAAGAGGAGAAAGAAGAAAGAGAGAUCCAAGAACCGAGUGAUACCAUCACUCAAGUGAAACAGAAAGUGGAACAAAAACUGGAGCAGAUGGGCAAAGUGCAAGGAGUCUGCCUGCAUACUGCUCACGUUUUGUGUAUGGAUGCCAUUCUCAGUGUGGGAUUGGAGAUGGGAAGCCACAAUCAAGACUGCUGGCCACACGUGUUUAGAGUGUGUGAAUACAUCAGUACUCUGGAACAUACUCAUUUCAGUGAUGGCACAUUUCAGCCUCCAGUCACUAUCACUCAAGCGCAACAGGCCACAGCAGGGCUUCACGGGGAAGCUCAGUUGACAGACUCUCCCCAGGAACUCUUGCGGGAGCAAGAAGCUGCUCUAAGCAACCACCCCAUCAUCCAGCCGGUCUCCAUUCAGGAGCUCAUCAAAGAAGGCAGCAAGGGAAGAGCAUUCGACUUCCGUGGAGGCAGCCUGCUGAGCGGAAGCAGUGCUGCCAAGGCUAUCCUUACUCUCUCUACACAGGCCGACAGGUUAUUUGAAGAUGCUGUUGAUAAGCUGAAUCUGAUGGCCUUGGGAGGUUUUCUGUAUCAACUGAAGAAAGCUUCCCAGUCUCAGCUUUUCCAUUCAGUCACAGACACUGUUGAUUACUCCUUGGCAAUGCCAGGAGUGGUAAAAUCUACCCAAGACAGGAAAAGUGCACUCCAUUUGUUCCGUCUAGGAGGUGCCAUGCUAAGAAUUGUAAGGAGUAAAUCCCGCCCUCUACUGCAUCUCAUGCGCUGUUGGAAUCUGGUGGCACCUCAUUUAGUAGAAGCUGCCUGUCAUAAAGAAAGGCAUGUAUCUCGGAAGGCCGUCUCUUUCAUACACGAUAUCCUAACUGAGGUUCUGACAGACUGGAAUGAGCCUCCUCAUUUCCACUUCAGUGAGGCCCUGUUCCGUCCCUUCGAGCGCAUCAUGCAGCUGGAACUCUGUGAUGAGGAUGUGCAGGACCAGGUGAUCACCUCAAUAGGAGAACUAGUGGAGGUCUGCUCAACUCGGAUCCAGUCUGGCUGGAGACCAUUGUUUAGCGCUCUAGAAACAGUGCACAGCAGCAGCAAAUCAGAAGUUAAAGAAUAUCUUGUGGGAGAGUAUUCCAUGGGAAAGUGCCAAGCUCCUGUGUUCGAUGUCUUUGAAGCAUUUCUAAAUACAGACAACAUACAGGUCUUUGCCAAUGCAGCCACCAGCUAUAUCAUGUGCCUUAUGAAGUUUGUCAAAGGAUUGGGGGAAGCAGACUGCAAGGAGAUUGGCGACUGUGUGCCAGGAUCAGGAUCCACAUCUACAGACUUGUGCCUUCCUGCUCUUGAUUACCUCAGGCGUUGUUCUCAGUUGCUUGCCAAAAUCUACAAAAUGCCCUUGAAGCCUAUUUUUCUCAGUGGGAGGCUUGCUAACUUACCUCAAAGAAUACAGGAGAGAUCCGCCAGCAGUGAGGAUGGCAUUGAGUGUGUACUGUCUGAUUUUGAGGAUGACACAGGCCUUAUUAAUGUUUGGAUCAUUCUGUUAGAAGAGUUGACAACUGCCAUAUCCAACUGCCCUCGUCAGCACCAACCUCCCACCUUGGAUUUGCUCUUUGAGUUGUUGAGGGAUGUUACCAAAACUCCAGGCCCUGGAUUUGGUAUUUAUGCAGUGGUACACCUUCUGCUCCCUACAAUGUCCCUUUGGCUCCACCGUAGCCAUGGUGAUCAUUCUUACUGGGAUGCAGCAUCUGCUAAUUUCAAGCAUGCUAUUGGCCUUUCAUGUGAACUAGUAGUGGAACACAUUCAAAGUUUUAUACAUUCAGAUAUUGGCUAUGAGAAUAUGAUCAAUGCAAUGCUGAAAGACCUCUUCAAGUUAUUGGUAGCUUGUGUGGCAGAACCCACAGAAUCUAUCUCACGAGUUGGGUGUUCGUGUAUCAGGUAUGUACUGGUGACAGCAGGACCUGUUUUUACAGAAGAAAUGUGGAGGCUGUCCUGCUGUGCGCUGCAGGAUGCGUUCUCAGCCACCCUUGAGCCGGUGAAGAACUUGUUGGGCUACUUCCACAGUGGUUCUGAAAACUUCAGUGGUGAUGCCUGUGAAGUGAAAGUGGCAGCCCCCUCCCUCUCCCCUAGUGCCGAAGCAGAGUAUUGGAGGAUACGAGCCAUGGCUCAGCAGGUGUUCAUGCUAGACACACAGUGUUCUCCAAAAACCCCAAACAACAAAGAAGGAUUUGAACAUGCACAGUCCUGCGUGCUUAUCAUUGAAUUGCCUCCUGAUAAGAAGCCUAAUGGCCAUACACAGAAAAGUAUUCCUUUCAGAACAAUAGUUGUGAGCCUGCUCUCCCACCAAGUCCUGCUACAGAAUUUAUAUGAUAUUUUGUUGGAAGAGUUUGUGAAGGGGCCUUCUCACUUGGAAGGGAAGACUGUGCAACAACUGCCAGAAACAAAAUUGGCUGGCUUCCUCAGAUAUAUUUCCAUGCAGAAUUUGGCUGUCAUCUUUGACUUAUUACUGGACUCCUAUCGGACAGCCAGAGAGUUUGAUACAAGAACUGGGUUGAAGUGCUUGCUAAAAAAGGUCUCUGGCAUUGGUGGAGCUGCCAACUUGUACCGCCAGUCAGCAAUGAGCUUCAACAUCUACUUCCAUGCCUUGAUCUGUGCUAUUGUGACUAACCAGGAAAACAUUACUGCAGAACAGGUGAAGAAGAUCCUCUUUGAGGACGACGAAAGAAGCACUGACUCAUCCCAGCAGUGCUCCUCAGAAGAUGAAGACAUUUUUGAAGAGACAGCUCAAGUCAGCCCACCCAGAGGGAAGGAAAAGAGACAGUGGAGGGCCAGGCUGCCAUCUCUGAGCGUUCAGCCUGUUAGCAACGCAGACUGGGCUUGGUUAAUCAAAAGGCUUCAUAAGCUGUGCAUGGAAUUAUGCAACAACUAUAUUCAGAUGCAUCUAGAUUUGGAAAGUAGUGCAGAUGAACUCCCUGUCUUCAGGGGAGAUUCUUUCUUCAUCCUUCCAUCUUUUCACUCUGAAUCCUCCACUCCAUCUACUGGAGGGCUGUCUGGGAAGGAUACUCCUUCUGAAGAUGACAAAAGUCAAAUUAGGGACUCUCUUACAGAAACUCCCAAAGGAGGAAGUGGAGAUAUGCUGCUUCUUCCACCCUUGAGUCCUAAAACAGAGAAGAAGGACCAAGGCAGGAAAAAGGAAUGGUGGGAGAGUGCUGGCAACAAAAUCUAUACCAUAGCCACAGACAAAACCAUAUCGAAACUCAUGACAGAAUAUAAGAAAAGGAAACAACAGCAUAGCCUGGCCACUUUCACCAAAGAGAUGAAAGCUGACAAGAAAGGGGAUCCACUAAGCACACGGGGCGCAGAUUCACCCCUCCCACAACGGCCACAGAAUUUGGUUGAUCAAGGCCAAAUGAGGCACUCCUUCAGUGCAGGGCCAGAAAUUUUGAGGCAAGAGAAGAGGCCACGCUCCGGGUCCACAGUCAGCUCUCUCAAUAUAUCUGUCCGGGACGGUGAGGCGCAAAUACAGGCAUGGACCAACAUGGUGCUGACUGUUCUUAAUCAGAUCCAGUCCCUACCAGACCAGAUCUUCACGGCCCUCCAGCCAGCAGUGUUCCCCUGCAUCAGCCAGUUGACAUGUCAUGUGACCGACCUUCGGGUUCGUCAGGCUGUGAGAGAAUGGCUAGGAAGAGUGGGCAGAGUUUAUGACAUAAUUGUAUAGUAUAGUUGUGAUAUUGUUUGCAUAACCAAGUAGAGAUUUGCGCUUCGAGGCAUACAAAUAAAGUACACCUAUUGAAAAUGUACCUUUUAACACCAGUAGA
Molecule: messenger RNA, 6639 nt
Organism: Eublepharis macularius
Lineage: Eukaryota; Metazoa; Chordata; Lepidosauria; Squamata; Eublepharidae
Gene: ARFGEF3
Product: ARFGEF family member 3
Exons: 34
Coding region: 6-6539 (2177 amino acids)
Biological process (GO): regulation of ARF protein signal transduction
Molecular function (GO): guanyl-nucleotide exchange factor activity
Source: RefSeq, a predicted model, not a curated record